Messenger RNA from Caenorhabditis elegans, 1174 nucleotides. RefSeq names its product NADP-dependent oxidoreductase domain-containing protein (gene exc-15). The transcript is spliced from 4 exons. Gene Ontology annotation, molecular function: oxidoreductase activity. The record is from RefSeq and is marked reviewed. The coding region runs from base 47 to 1048 and encodes 333 amino acids. NCBI's taxonomy places the organism in Eukaryota, Metazoa, Nematoda, Chromadorea, Rhabditida, Rhabditidae.
AUCAGUUUUCUGCUUUUCGGUCAUAUUCAUUUUGAGUAUUUGCAGAAUGACCGUAGACUCUAUUCCAUUGAAUACCGGAGCUCAGCUUCCACUUUUCGGAUUGGGAACGUGGCAGGUGAAGGAUGAAGCUGAGCUGACUGUGGCUCUUCGUGCAGCUCUUGAUGCUGGAUACAGACUUAUUGACACUGCUCACCUCUACCAAAACGAGCACAUUAUUGGAAAAGUGCUCCAUGAGUACAUCUCAUCUGGAAAACUGAAACGCGAGGACAUCUUCGUCACCUCUAAACUUCCAUUUACCGCUCACGCCCCGGAAGAUGUUCCAAAAUGUGUGGAAAGCCAAUUGAAGGCGCUUCAACUUGAGUAUAUUGACCUGUAUUUGAUCCAUUGCCCAUUCCCAUUCAAACAUCAGGAGGGAAGCUUUGCUCCAUUGAUGGAGAAUGGAGAGCUUGCUGUUACAGAAAUCGCUCAUAUUGAUACAUGGAGAGCGUUGGAGAAGUUGUACAAGGAGGGAAAGCUUAAGGCCCUUGGAGUAUCCAACUUCAGUUGCAACCAGCUUCAAGCGCUCUAUGACGCCGCCGAAGUGAAGCCAGCCAACCAACAAGUCGAGUGUCACAUCUAUUGGCCACAACAAGAGCUCCGUGCUCUGUGCAAAAAACUCGGAGUCACUGUUACAGCAUACGCACCACUUGGCUCACCAGGCAGAAAAGCUGCUCGUCCGGACGGUGUCUGGCCGGAAGGUGACCCACUUCUCGAGCCAAUCGUCAAACAACUGGCUGCCAAGUAUCACAAAACUGCUGCACAGAUUCUCAUUCGCCACCUGACUCAACACGGUAUUUCGACGAUUCCGAAGAGUGUCAGUCCGGACAGAAUUGUUGAGAAUAUCUCGACGUUUGAUUUUAAGCUGAGCGAUGAGGAUAUGCACACUUUGAACAGUAUCGAGACCAGAACUAGACUUUUCAUCGCUGAUUUCGCUGUCAAGCAUCCAUUCUUCCCACACGACGACAUUGACACCUCCAAAGUUCCAAAAGUUGGGAUCAGACUUCACUAGACUUUUGGCUCAACUUGUGAAUUAGAAAACAAAAUGGAUUGUAGAACUCUUUAUCGCACAUUUCUUAUUAUGAAUAUUUGUAAUUUUGAUUCGAAAUAAUGAAGUACAUCAUAUAUAUAUAUAUAU